Tarenaya hassleriana is the source of this 2418-nucleotide messenger RNA. RefSeq lists its product as uncharacterized. Lineage: Eukaryota; Viridiplantae; Streptophyta; Magnoliopsida; Brassicales; Cleomaceae. The transcript has 4 exons. The coding region runs from base 512 to 2329 and encodes 605 amino acids. The record is from RefSeq and is a predicted model, not a curated record.
GCCUCUAAAGCCAAAAGCCAAAGCAACUCUUAAAAUACAUUUUGAAUAUCCUAAAAGACCUAACCAAAUAUAUCCCUCUCUCCUCUUUUGCUGCUGUCCAUCGUGCAAGGUUCAGGGCAAAAGUUGACAACUUUAUUUUCUUUUGAUACAAACGAAGCGAGCAACUUUGAGGAUUUUCUUGCAAGGUGAACAAGAUCUGCCGGCCAGCGUGUGAGAUCAUCAACUACCGAAGUAGUUUUUGGAAGAAGAAUAAGAAGGACCAAAGAAGUACAAACAAAGUCUACACCUUUGAAGGUUUACAGGGAGAAGAAGAAGGAGAGUAGAAAGGUUGAAUGGGAUUAAUCAGCCGCACUCAGUGCAGAAUCGUGGAGGAAAGGAAAAAAAGAGACAAGAGCUUCUGCAUGGUGAAAAAAAUGGGUAUGUCGGAAUCUUGAGAGAGCCCCAUCUGGGAGAAACAUUAUAUAGUUUUUGUGUUCUUCAUUUUCUGAUUUCGCACUUGCGUCGAGAGGAAAUGGGUAGCUGUUACUCAAGAACAGAGAGACAGGAGAUAGUGUCGCGUUGCAAGGCGAGGAAGAGGUACUUGAAGCAGUUGGUGAGGGCCAGACAAGCUCUCUCUGCUUCCCACGCGCUCUAUCUCCGUUCUCUACGCGCCACCGGCGCCGCCCUUCUCCAGUUCUCCGCCAAAGAGACCUCUCUCCAUAUCCACCUCCACCCUCCGCCUCCUCCGCCUCCGCCUCCGCCGCGUCGGCCUCCUCUGAGUCCUGGCUCCGACACCACAUGGACCUCCACCACCACUUCCUCUGCUCUUCCUCCUCCUCCUCCGCCGCCUCCUCCUCCGUCCUCCGCAUGGGACUUCUGGGACCCCUUUGUGCCGCCGCCCCCUUCUUCGUCGGAGGAGGAGUGGGAGGAGGGUACGGCCACCGCAACAGCCACCGUCAGUACGGAUCCGGCGACCGCUACUCCUCCACCGUCAUCGGUGGUGAGUGAGUUCUCCAAGGACACCGUCACGACCGGCACCGCCUCGGGAAGCGAGUUGGCAAUGGUUGUCUCGAGGAACAGUAAGGAUCUGAUGCAGAUUAUCAAGGAAGUAGAUGAAUAUUUCGCGAAGGCUGCAGAUUCUGGUGCCCAGCUCUCUUGCCUCCUUGAAAUUCCAAGUUGUAUCAACACCGCCACUGCAUUUUCUGCUCAUAACAAAGGAGGGAAACUGUACAGUAGCUACGAGUGCAAUCUGAAUCCGAGGUCGUUUUGGACAAGAGGUUUUAGUACAACGUUGAACGAAUAUAGAAACCCAGGAGGAGAGGCGGUCGGAGGAUAUGGGAGCCAUUCCUCUACCGUGGAGAGGCUCUAUGCUUGGGAGAAGAAGCUGUUUCAAGAAGUCAAGAACGCAGAGAGAAUCAAGAUGGAGCACGAGAAGAAGGUGGAGAAUGCGAGGAAGCUGGAGAUGAAGAGAGCUGAGUAUGUGAAGACGGAGAAGGCCAAGAAAGACGUGGAGAAGUUAGAGUCACGGCUGACGGUCGCUUCUCAGGCCAUCGAGAGCGCCUCUGCCGCUAUCACCAAUCUCCGAGAAACCGAGCUGUACCCUCAGCUGGUCCACCUUGUCAAAGGGUUAAUGGGUAUGUGGAGGAGCAUGUACGAGAGCCACCAGGUCCAAAGCCACAUAGUUCAGCAACUCAAGUACCUUAACACUGUCCCAUCCACUGAACCCACAUCCGAGCUUCACCGCCAAUCAACUCUUCGGCUGGAGCUCGAGAUCCAACGAUGGCACCAGUCAUUCUGCAACUUGGUCAAGGCCCAGCGCGACUACAUCCAGUCUCUGACAGGUUGGCUCAGAUUAAGCCUAUUUCAGUUCAGCAAGAAUCCACUCGCUAGAGGCAGCAGCGAAUCAAAGAUUUACAGCUUUUGCGAAGAAUGGCAAUUGGCUGCUGACAGAGUCCCGGAUAAAGUAGCAGUUGAAGGGAUCAAGAGCUUUAUGGCUGCAGUUCAUGGAAUUGUGGUUCAACAAGCCGAAGAACACAAGCAGAAGAAGAGAUCAGAAUCAGUGUUAAAGGAUUUCGAGAAGAAAGCGGCUGAACUGAAGGAACAUGGGAGCAAGUACGGGCCUUUCUCUUCGGACGGAUUGGGGGAAAAGAGAGGAAAGGUCGAGAGGUUGAAAGGAAAAGCGGAAGAGGAGAAGAACAAGUACGAGCAGGCGGUGAAGGUGACGAGGGACAUGACAGUAAGUAACUUGAAGAUGGGGUUUCCACAUUUGUUACAAGCAAUGAUCGGGUUUUCAAGCGUGUCCAUGCAAGCUUUUGAGUCUGUCUACAACCUCCACCACUUCAAAAGAUAGACAAUAACGCCUUCUGAAUGGUAUUAUGCUACGUUAUAUGUACUAACAAUAUGUUCCUAAUUCAUUUCAGACCACCUUGUUUUUGUCUA